AUAAACAAGAAGGAGACCGCAACACCACGACCACCAUUGAAGGGGAUAGAAGUUGGUUAGGGCGAGUUGUUAAUAUUACCCCGUAUCUUGUCUAUGACUUUACCGAAAUCAUUGACGCAUUUGCGUUUUUGUUUGUUGUGCCAUAUACUACGGAGGAAUUGGAGGAGGAAGCCAUUGACGAAGGAAAACCUAAGAAAAAGAAAAGAGACGAUGACAUUGCGGACAUAUCAGAACAAGAAUAUAAGAAGUUGAAAGCAGAAGGUAAGCCAGUUGCGAAAUCUUAUUAUUUAGAGUAUAUAACCCGUUAUAGAUUAAGGAAAGAGAAAGAAAAAGCCCCCGUAGGAAGUUUGACGGGACUUGCCAUUGAUAAACAAAAAGAACUUGCCGAUGGAUUAAUUAAAGGAUGA
Molecule: messenger RNA, 407 nt
Organism: Racocetra persica
Lineage: Eukaryota; Fungi; Glomeromycota; Glomeromycetes; Diversisporales; Gigasporaceae
Source: the annotation of a GenBank genome assembly